Magnolia sinica is the source of this 3513-nucleotide messenger RNA. RefSeq lists its product as uncharacterized. Gene Ontology annotation, molecular function: protein binding. The record is from RefSeq and is a predicted model, not a curated record. NCBI's taxonomy places the organism in Eukaryota, Viridiplantae, Streptophyta, Magnoliopsida, Magnoliales, Magnoliaceae. Gene Ontology annotation, cellular component: cytoplasm. Bases 1246 to 3222 code for a protein of 658 amino acids. The transcript is spliced from 2 exons.
CUCUCUCUAAAAAAAAGAAAAGUGGAUCCACAUCUCUGAGCAGAAACUAGAGAGAGAGAGAGAGAGAGAGGGUGGGAAGGAGGUGGGAUCGAGUCGCGGUUGAGUCUGGUCUUUUCCUUUCUUUCUGCCCGCAUUGAUGGCGGAACCGAGCGAGCAAAGAUCGAGGGCCGAUCCUAAGUCGGAGAAGGCGACGAGUUGAGUGAGAGGGAUUGGAAUCGUCGGGAAUCGCUACGAGUUUAAGGAAAGGGAUAGGGUGAGACCAGAAGUCGGAAGAUCUUUAUAAAUACUGCUUGUCAGAAGAAGAUGAUGACGAUAACGACCUAUUUCAGGCGUUUCUGGUGAUUUUUAGGGUUUUAGGUCUCGAGCUCUUGAAAUCGCUGGGAAUCUGUUGAUCGAGGCAGUGAUCUGAGCUGAGAAGGAAGGAGAAGAACGAGUUCCAGGUUUUUGUGGUGGUUUUUUAGGGUUUGGAGUUCGGGCUGUGGGAAGUGCGGAGAAGCUGGUGAUGAAGGCAAGAAGCUGAGCUGAGAGGGAAGAACUGGUUGAAAGAGAUCGAUUGAUGGUUUAUUCGGGGCUCUUUUAGGGUUUUAGGUUUUCGAGGUUUGGAAAUUGCUUAAGAUCUUCUGACAGAGGGAGGCUUUGAGCUGAGAAGGGGAGAAGUGGAAGAAAAUCGAUUUUCAGGCGUUUGAGGUGAUUUUUCAUGGUUUUGGUGUUGUGAGCUUUGGAAGUCGCUGGAAAGCUGCUGACAGAGGCGAGAUCCGAGCGGACAAGAGAUAAUAAGUAGAUCGAGUUCAGGCUUUUCAGGUGAUUUUGAGGAAGAGCAGAGUUGAGCUCUGAAGAUUGCUGAGAAGAAGAAGAAGAAAAGGAAUUUGAGGUGAUUUUUAGGUUUUCAGGUGUGCUUGAUUUGGAGCAUUUGAAAUGGUUAAAAUGGUGGGAGAUCUAGGAUGAGAAAGGAAGAUUUGAAUUUUGGAGAGAUUGUGGGGUUUGGAUCUUGAGUAACAGGAAUGGCUGAAAUCCGGAGAGCAGGGAAAGUUCCAAGGUGAAGGAUUCGAUUUCAUCUUUCAGGUGAUUUCCCCCUUCCAGCAUUGAUAAACUUAUGUUCUGAUUCCAAGCUUCUGAAAGUGGCAGAAACCUUCUAAUUGAGUAAAAUAGAAGUUUUCUACUGAUUUUCAGCUCUAAGAAAUGAGAAAAGGCUACAGCUUUGGUAAAGGAUAUUAAAAAGAAAAAAGAAAAGGAAAAGGAAAUUCCAUGGAAGAUUUCUCCAAAUACUCCCACAGCCCUGUCCAUUUGGCGGUUGCCCGCCGCGACUAUGCUUCCCUCCGACGCAUCGUCUCUUCUCUCCCCCGCCUCUCCAAGGCCGGUGAGGUUACCAAUGAAUCCGAAUCCCUUGCUGCUGAGCUCCAGGCUGAUACUGUCUCUGCUACCAUCGACCGCCGCGACGUUCCUGGCCGUGAGACCCCUCUUCAUCUCGCUGUGCGCCUCCGUGACCCCAUCUCUGCUGAAAUUCUCAUGGCAGCUGGCGCCGACUGGAGCCUCCAGAAUGAGCAUGGAUGGAGUGCCCUCCAGGAAGCUGUCUGCUCCCGUGAGGAUUCUAUUGCGAUGAUAAUCGCCCGCCAUUACCAGCCGCUCGCCUGGGCAAAAUGGUGCCGCCGCCUCCCCCGCAUCGUUGCCUCUGCCUCCCGCAUCCGUGAUUUCUACAUGGAGAUCACCUUCCACUUCGAGAGCUCUGUCAUCCCCUUCAUUGGCCGCAUUGCCCCAUCAGAUACCUACCGCAUCUGGAAGCGGGGCUCAAAUCUCCGUGCUGAUAUGACCCUUGCGGGCUUCGAUGGGUUCCGCAUCCAACGCUCCGACCAAACCUUCCUCUUCCUUGGUGAUGGCUUCUCUUCAGAGGACAGUAACUUAUCUUUAACUCCUGGCUCUUUGAUUGUUCUCGCACAUAAGGAGAAAGAGAUCACUAAUGCCCUUGAAGGAGCUGGUGCACGACCGACGGAGGCUGAGGUCGCUCACGAAGUUGCUUUGAUGUCUCAGACUAACAUGUAUAGGCCUGGGAUCGAUGUUACCCAGGCCGAGCUUAUCCCCCAUUUGAAUUGGCGGCGGCAGGAGAGGACUGAAAUGGUUGGGAAUUGGAAGGCAAAGGUAUAUGAUAUGCUUCAUGUGAUGGUCAGUGUGAAGUCUAGGAGGGUUCCUGGUGCAAUGACCGAUGAGGAGCUUUUCGCCACUGAGGAUGAUGAGAGGAUCGUGAAUGGAGGGGACCAUGAUGAGGAGUAUGAAGAUGUUUUGACAGCCGAGGAGAGGUCGCAAUUGGAUUCGGCACUUAGGAUGGGGAAUUCAGAUGGUCAUGGUGAUGAUGAGGAAAAUGGGGGUAUUGAAUUCCAAGAAAAUGGUGCUAUGGGACAUGAGAAUAGUGAGUCGAAUGGUGUUUUGAAGGAAAAGAAGAGCUGGUUUGGUUGGAAUAAGAAGGGGUCGAAGAGUGGAGGUGAUGAUACUGAGGACUCAAAGAUUCUGAAGAAGUUCUCCAAGUUAGCCCCAGAAGGCAGCAAUCAAAAAUCCAUUGAUCAUCAGAGAUCAUCGUCUGAAUUUGCAAGGGAGGAUUUGGGGGACAUUAAAAGGGGGAAAGAGAAAGGCAGUAAGAAGAAGAAGAAGGGGGGAGCCAGUAUUGAGUCUAAGAAUGAGAGCGAGUACAAGAAGGGUUUGAGACCUGUUCUAUGGUUGACACCGGACUUCCCACUGAAAACAGAUGAGCUCUUGCCUUUACUUGACAUCUUAGCAAACAAGGUUAAGGCUGUCAGGAGACUCAGGGAGCUUUUGACGACGAAACUACCUCAUGGGACAUUUCCUGUCAAGGUUGCCAUCCCUAUUGUCCCAACAAUACGGGUUCUUGUCACUUUCACAAAAUUCGAGGAGCUUCAGCCAGUAGAGGAGUUCGCAACCCCUCUUUCCAGCCCUGCCCAUUUCCAGGAUAGCAAAGCCAAGGAAUCAGAAGCAUCAUCUGCAUCAUGGAUCUCAUGGAUGAGAGGGAGCCGUGGGCAGUCGAGUGACGGUGAAAGCCGCAGUUGGAAAGAUGAGAUCGACCCUUUCCACAUACCAUCGGACUACACAUGGGUCGAUGCCAAUGAAAAGAAGCGCAGGAUGAAAGCCAAGAAGGCCAAGAACAGGAAGGGUAAGAAGCAGGCAGCCAGAAGCAUGGAAGGGCAACAACAGCUGAGUGACGAUUUGGAAGAGUAGGGGCGUGAAAUUGGGGUGUUAUUGAUUAUUUACCUCUUAAUUCUUUAAGAGGAAGAGAGGUAAGUGUAUUUGACCUGAGAACCCAACUGUUCUUUUCUUUUUUCUUUUGGGUUUGGUGGAAGAAAGAUUUGAAAUUAUAUCAGGUGUUUGUUGUUUAGAGUAGGAAAUGCUUGUGCCCCUCCUGUAUUGAUGUGAUGUAAGGUUAGAGAGGAACGGAAUCACAUUCUAUUUGUAAUUUGUUUGUUCUAUUUCUCGUAGCUAAUUUAUGCGUGGUAUCAACGUCCAUGAUCA